AUGGCGCCGGGCACAGCGGCCGCCCUCGCGGCGUGCCUCGCCCUCUGGCAGCGCGGAGGCGCCAACGUGGUGGUCCACCCGUCGCUCACGGACUUCUUCGUGGAGCGCAUCGGGGAGAACACCUUCACCUCGUUCGACAACGUGAUUAGCAAAAGGCUGGCCUCCCCCAGCUGCUCCAGCUCGGCCGACACGAGUUGCCACCUGGUCCGCGCGGGGGCCCUCGGCUGCCCGGCUGAACGGGGCGGUGAGGAGAAAGAAGAGGACACCGCAGAGCAGGCAGCCAAUAGGAGGGGGAAGGGGAGGGGGGAAAAAAAAAAAGCCACCUACACCGAACAGGACGACGAGAAGUACACCUAUCUGCACACCUCCCCCUUUUACGCAACUGCAAGGGGGGUAAACGGGCCAACUGGAGUGGGGUGGCCAAUGGGAGUGGAGUGGCAAACGGGAGUGGAGUGGCAAACGGAGGAGCCCUUCAGGGGGGAGAGGGAAGCUUUGAAGGAGACAGACGGGGGGAGCGUCUGGAAGAAGGGCUUCCAAUUCCUGGUGGACGUAUUCGCCUCUCUUACGAAGACGAAGCAGCGUCAGGUGAGCACCCCGAAGAAGCUAGCUCCCUCCCAUUUUAUUAAUUACCGAAGAACGAGUAUACUAGGAGACGCCUUCGCAUCCCGGGAGGGUCCUACCAAAUACAACUUCAAGGGGCUGUUCAUCGGGGAACAUUUAAAUGACGCGAAGAACUUGUCUUUUCUGUCUCCCCUUUCGUUAGCCAUUGAGGAGGUAAAUUUUAAUAAAAUCCUCAUGCAGGCGUGGGACGUGGAUCCCCACCCGAGUUACGUCUUUUUGGAGGGCUCCGACGUACUGGGCGAGGGGAAAAACAGGAAAAAGGAAGUCGCGGCAUCCCCUAAAGUGGGGGUAGCCGCAGCUCCAUCUGCUAGUGAAGCCGGCGGCUGGGUUGGCAGCAUCAACUCGGUCGCGGACCUCCCCAGUGAUGGAGCACCCACCGGAAAUGGAGGACCCACCGAUCGGACGUCCCCGCCGCAAACCAACGUCACCCCAAGCACCAUCAGCAAAUUGCUAAGCACCUUAAGGAUACCCCCCGAAACGAGCAACUACAAUGGGAUGGUAAAAACCAACAGGGAGGUGAAGGUGGGGAUAUGCACAAGGCAAAGUAGGGUAGGGUCCCUGCUCCCAAGUGUACUGAAGAAGACUCUAGUGAGUGGCUUCCCUUUUAUAAAGCGGUCUAAAGGGAAGGAGAAAAACUACCCCGAGUACCCCCCCUUCACGUGUGCAUUCUUCCGCUCCAUUAAACAUUCAGAGGUUUUCCUUUUUUUUGACCCAAUUACACCUCCUAGUGGGACCACCGCAGGAGGAAGGCACCACCCACCCUGGAGCAAUCAGACAGGGAGGGGAGCAAACCUCACGAAAGGUGUUUUAAAACGCCCAUGUAGUCUCCUUCAAAAGGAGUGGUCGAAGAAGAACCGAAACAAAGGACCCACCUGCAUGGUUUCUACGAACCCUUUAAAGAAUCUAAAGGUGCAUGCAGCGUAUCAGUACAAGAAGAAUCUCUUCAAAUUGCAUGCCGAUUACCAUGGGGUAAGUACCAACGUCAUGGUGGUGAGGAACUACCAGAAGAAGGCUCUCCUAGAUUUGAUUUUCCAAGUGGACGUGUGCUACAGUGAGAGAUACGUGCACGACAACGUCCAGCUGCGCUGCGUGAACUCCGGCGUAAGGCCCAGUUUGAUCUUGCGGGGGGCGUGGAGCUGCUGCGCGCUGGGGGGGGGAGAAGCAGUGCACGCGGUAGGUGAAGCAGGUGUAGCAGGCGAAUCGGUAGGCCACGCGGGGAGAGUCUACUGGCACGAACAAAUCCUCAGCGAUACGGUAGAACCCGCGCAGCGCUACAAGCGACUCAAAUCUUUUGACUUGAAGAACCCCCGAUUGGAGGAAAGCCGGGAGAGGACCUACCAGAUGAGCAGACACGUGCGCGAGAGUGGGGAUGUCCUUUUGCUUUCCACGAGGGGAUCCGUGGAGUUCCCACAGCCGGUCGUCGUCAGCGAUCUGUAUGUGCGUCUCCUCCCGAACCCGUUCUACAGGUCAGCCUGCGCAAAGGGGGGAAGUACUCAGGGGAUCACAUCAAAUCGGGGGAUCACAUCGAAGCAGCGUCCCUCCGCUGGGCUCAGUGCGGCUGGAGUGGACCACCCCCCCUUGGAGACGUGCACUCCGGGGAAGCCAUAUAACGUGCACGUGCUCUUUAACUUUUACCUUAACAGAAGCAGGAAGUACUCAGCGGUUCUGGAGAUCCACGUAGACGCCCUUCGCCGCUCAAACCGCUACCGACCCUACGUCGUUGGAAGCUCCCCCGGAGAAGUGAACCCUCUAAACGUGAUGACCCUCAUCAAAGGGAACAUAAGACACUACAGGGUUAAUAAAAUAGAAAUUGAGUACUCGCUUGCCCCUCACCCACUGGCACAAGGAGGCGCAUCCAUUCAGCGCAGCCGCAUGCCCUUCCUCGUUUCACUGUGCAGCCUGACGAUGAACCAGAGCCGGAAGGUCUAUAACUACGUGCCUACGUUUUUCGUUUCCAGGGGGGACUUCCUCCGGGUGCUCAGUCGCGUGGAGCCCAACGAGGGGGGGGGAGUGAGCGGUGAUAGCGGGGUUAGCGGGGUUAGCGGCGAUAGCGGGGUUAGCGGCACAGAAGAGGGCGGCAGCAAUGUUGCCAGCUUGAGCGUGCCCACCGCGCAGGGGCACCGCCCGGGGCGGCCCAACAGGUUCGUCAGCAGCACCUCCUUCACCAUCUUCACCUCGCUCAGCGAACCCCUUUUCUGGGCGCACGUACUGCAGCUGCGGUGCGGCGUUACCCAGUGCCAGUAUGAUGAAGCCACUGAGCGGUUUUUGGCCUCCCCCCAAGCCAGUCAAGAGGCAGCCCCCCAGAGGAGGCGUUUCCAACCCAACGCGAGCAUCACCCCAUCGGUGAAAGAAGAAGACGCAGGGGAAGGGGAAGACGCUCAGUUGAGCGAAAUGCAGAACAUGUACCUAAAAUUCCUGGAGGGGGGGCAGCCAGUUGAGGAAGAGCAGCAGGAGGAGCGACCAAGUGAGGCGGCCGCGCCCAGAGAAUCCGGCGAGGUUGACCAGCUUGGCGAGUCUGCCCAGUUUGGAGAGUCUACCUCAUUUGGAGGGGCUUCCCCGUUUGGCGAGGCUGCCCAGUUUGGCGAGUCUCCCCCCUUUGAGGAAGGCAGUGCGGCCAGUCCGCCCAGGCCGCCCCAGCUCCCCCCAGCGCCCGCCAAACAGACCGUUGCUUACGACAUGACCCACGUGCUUAACCUGGAGCACACCCAGAAGAGAUACAUCAUCCCCCCGUACCGCAAGGGGAUAUACGUCUCCCUGGAAGGUGAGAGGAACCAGUUCGUGUGGGACCCUAACGAGCACGCCCUCUACGUGAGGAGAAGCGAAACGGUGAAUAAGGCGGGUGAGGUGCGUCAGACGGGUGAGGCGGGUCAUACGGAUGAAACGCGUCAUACGGAUGAAGCGCACCUGGGGAGGGACACUAGAGACGCGUUGCCGGCCCUGUGGAUCUACUCAGCGCUGCUGCCCAUCGAAAGCGACUUGCUCCCCUUCGCAUUCCUCACCAAAAAUAAUUGCACCCUCAAGAUGACCCAAACGAAUGAAACGAAAGUCUUUUUUAAAAACAUCAUGCCGUUGACUCGUUAUGAUGAUUACACCAAUUUGGGGAAGAGGCACCACACAGAGAGGGUCAUCAAAAUCAGCUUCAUCGAUUUGAAGCAAAGUGGGUUCGCGUCGGAUCUGCUGGACCUCACCAUUGACAGCCAGCUGUACAGGGCCAAGGUCAUCGAGUUCCUCAAGAGCAAGUUCAGCACGGUGGUGCAGUUCGCCUCGGAGGAGGCGGCGUAG
Messenger RNA from Plasmodium vivax (malaria parasite P. vivax), 3903 nucleotides. RefSeq lists its product as hypothetical. The transcript has a single exon. Lineage: Eukaryota; Apicomplexa; Aconoidasida; Haemosporida; Plasmodiidae. The record is from RefSeq and is a predicted model, not a curated record. The coding region runs from base 1 to 3903 and encodes 1300 amino acids.